This is a messenger RNA of Aquila chrysaetos chrysaetos, 7005 nucleotides long. It is a transcript of the gene ARNT2, whose product is annotated as aryl hydrocarbon receptor nuclear translocator 2. The transcript has 21 exons. Gene Ontology annotation, biological process: regulation of transcription by RNA polymerase II. The record is from RefSeq and is a predicted model, not a curated record. Gene Ontology annotation, cellular component: cytoplasm; nucleus; transcription regulator complex. The coding region runs from base 153 to 2393 and encodes 746 amino acids. Gene Ontology annotation, molecular function: RNA polymerase II cis-regulatory region sequence-specific DNA binding; DNA-binding transcription factor activity, RNA polymerase II-specific; protein dimerization activity. Lineage: Eukaryota; Metazoa; Chordata; Aves; Accipitriformes; Accipitridae.
CCGGGCCCCGGGGCGGGAGCAGCCCGCCGCCCCUGCGCCUCCCGGCCCGCCCGCCCUGGCGCCGGCUGCCUUCCCCUCCCCCGCCUCCCCCGGGCUGCUCAGAGCAUCCCUCCUCCCCUCUUGCAUUUGUCUUAAUUCUUCUCAGAGACAAGAUGGCAACGCCGGCGGCGGUAAACCCUCCCGAAAUGGCAUCAGAUAUUCCUGGCUCGGUGGCCUUGCCAGUGGCACCAAUGGCAAGUGGACAAGUGAGAAUGGCAGGAUCCAUGCCUUCCAGAGGAGGAAAGCGACGCUCUGGAAUGGACUUCGAUGAUGAAGAUGGAGAGGGGCCCAGCAAAUUUUCAAGGUAUGAUGGUGAUCAAAUCUCUGGUGAUAAGGAAAAGUUUGCAAGGUGGGACGAUGAUCAAAGUACUGCUGACACAGAAAGGAUGGCCAGGGAGAAUCAUAGUGAAAUUGAGAGACGCAGGAGAAAUAAGAUGACACAGUACAUCACCGAACUGUCUGAUAUGGUACCCACUUGUAGCGCGUUGGCUCGUAAGCCCGACAAGUUGACAAUUCUUCGGAUGGCAGUUUCACACAUGAAAUCAAUGAGAGGCACUGGAAACAAAUCUACUGAUGGAGCUUACAAGCCUUCAUUUCUUACAGAACAGGAACUGAAACAUCUUAUCCUGGAGGCUGCAGAUGGGUUCCUGUUUGUAGUUGCAGCUGAGACAGGAAGAGUCAUCUACGUAUCAGACUCUGUGACUCCUGUGCUGAACCAGCCACAGUCUGAAUGGUUUGGCAGCACUUUGUAUGAACAGGUUCAUCCAGAUGACGUGGAAAAGCUGCGAGAGCAACUAUGUACAUCCGAAAACUCUAUGACAGGGCGAAUCCUGGACUUGAAGACUGGAACAGUGAAGAAAGAGGGUCAGCAGUCCUCAAUGAGAAUGUGCAUGGGAUCAAGGCGCUCUUUCAUUUGCAGAAUGAGGUGUGGAAAUGCUCCUCUGGAUCAUUUACCUCUGAACAGAAUAACCACCAUGAGAAAAAGAUACAGGAACGGCCUUGGCCCAGUAAAAGAAGGCGAAGCACAGUAUGCUGUUGUCCAUUGCACUGGCUAUAUCAAGGCUUGGCCACCAGCAGGAAUGACUAUACCAGAAGAAGACGCUGAUGUGGGACAAGGUAGUAAAUAUUGUCUCGUGGCAAUAGGAAGGCUUCAGGUAACUAGCUCUCCAGUGUGCAUGGACAUGAAUGGCAUGUCGGUCCCAACUGAGUUCUUGUCUAGGCACAAUUCUGAUGGAGUCAUCACCUUUGUCGACCCAAGGUGCAUCAGCGUCAUUGGCUACCAGCCCCAGGAUCUUCUGGGGAAAGAUAUUUUAGAAUUCUGCCAUCCUGAAGAUCAAAGCCAUCUGAGGGAGAGUUUCCAACAGGUUGUAAAACUGAAAGGUCAAGUCCUGUCUGUGAUGUAUCGUUUUCGUACCAAAAACCGGGAAUGGAUGCUGAUCAGAACCAGCAGCUUCACAUUUCAGAAUCCUUAUUCCGAUGAGAUUGAAUACAUCAUCUGCACCAACACUAAUGUAAAACAACUUCAGCAGCAGCAAGCAGAACUUGAAGUACAUCAAAGAGAUGGGCUGUCAUCCUAUGACUUAUCUCAGGUGCCUGUUCCAAGUAUACCAGCUAAUGUUCAUGAGGGUGGAAAGUCUGUGGAAAAGCCUGAUGCUAUCUUCUCCCAGGAGAGAGAUCCUAGAUUUGCUGAGAUGUUUGCUGGAAUAACUGCUUCAGAUAAAAAAAUGAUGUCCUCGGCAUCCACAGCAGGAAACCAGCAGCUUUACUCACAGGGAAGCCCAUUUCAGCCAGGACAUUCGGGAAAGACUUUCAGUUCAUCUGUGGUACAUGUGCCUGGUGUGAACGACAUCCAGUCUUCUUCAUCAACAGGCCAGAAUCUGACACAGAUAUCUCGCCAGCUAAAUCAGAGUCAGGUUGCCUGGACAGGAAAUCGCCCACCAUUUCCAGGACAGCAAAUUCCAUCUCAGUCUGGCAAGGCUCAGUCAUCGCCCUUUGGGAUUGGAACAAGUCACACCUACCCAGCCGAUCCGUCGUCAUACAGUCCCCUUUCCAGCCCAGCCACCUCUUCUCCAAGUGGGAAUGCCUACUCCAGCUUAGCAAACCGAAGUGCAGGGUUUGCUGAAGGUGGCCAGAGCAGCGGCCAGUUCCAGGGGAGACCUUCCGAAGUCUGGUCCCAGUGGCAGAGCCAACAUCACAACCAGCAAAGCGGCGACCAGCAUUCACACCCACAGCCCAGUCAGACGGAGGUGUUCCAGGACAUGCUGCCAAUGCCGGGGGAUCCAACGCAGGGUACUGGCAAUUACAACAUUGAAGAUUUUGCUGACCUUGGCAUGUUUCCACCAUUUUCUGAGUAGCUUGCGAAGCAGAAAUGGAAGUUCUUCUCCAAGGCCGUUUCAGUGUAAUUUUGGCUCUGCUUUUUCUGUGUUGCAUUUCUGUAGAAGCUACUAAACCAGAAAACACAUUUCUCAUGUUUCAGAUAGUGGUGUAGGGCUUGCUCUCUCCUCCUUGGGGUGCGUCAGUGCCGACAGAGGAGCUCCAGCACUUGCUAGUGUUCAUUGACAGCUCCUUUUUUUUUUUUUUUUUUUUUUUUAUUUUGUCAUCUACCUCAGAGAUGAAAAACUUUGCUUGAUUUAAAAAAAAAAAAAUCUCUGAGUCUUAAAUAUUUGAAUGUGAAUGAUACCUAAUACUUCCUUUGAAUGGUAAUUUUUAAAUAGAUAACGAAGUAACAAAGACUAACAGAGAAAAGGUAAGGUAAUGUCUUGUUACAGUGCCUACCGCUCAAUUUCGAUGCCUUGCUUUAAGCUUAAGUUUCUGGAAGCAGACACAAUAUUCUGUUUUCUUUGAUUCUUGUAGUUUUUAGGUCACUUUAAAUGUGAGAUUAAGCAACAUAACGUAGGCCUCUCUCACCAGAAGAUUCAGCUCCGCCUUUUCUAACUUAAACUUGAAUGUGUGUACAUUUUGGUACUUUAUGUAUAUCUUGUGCUGUAUGAAGUGAUUUCCUGUACUGGUUUCUUUUGCCUUUACAAAGGGUCCAUUCUGGAGUGUACUGAAAAGGUUGACGAUGUAUGUGGAGGAUUUAGAUAUCGUGGGAGUCUCCAUCACUUCACAUAGGUGUUCUUACUUUUAAUUCAGGUGGUUCUCUAUUCAGAACAAACAUUUACUUACAUAAGCUAUUAGUCUGGUUUUGCACUGAAUUGAGGCCUAUAACUCUAUACAUUUCUCACCGGCUGCUUUAAUUUCUAUUGUUCUUGCUUUCCCAAAAAUAUUGCCUCGUAAAAAAAGACUGUAAACGCAUCAAGAUUGCAUUUUCUAUAUUAGCUGCAUUUCCUUUCUGUGAAGUACUUUUUUAUACUGUGAAACCUUACAUUUUAACAGUGCAACGUGGUGGCCUAUUACUAGGAAAUCAUUCAAGCUCAUUUGCUGCAAGCAGUGAGAUGGUUUUGUAGUGUAUAAUUUUUUUAGAGUGAGUUGGUAAUAGAUAUCAAUUGGACUAUUGUCCACUGCGUACACAGUGAUAACUUGAAUUUUUGCUUGGAUUCCCAAGCAAUCACUUCUGUUAAACCCUGUUAACCCUAUUCUGUUAAAUAUGGGAUUUUCAGCUUACCAAGUAUGUUGGGGACUCUUGACUAUUCUGAAUGCUAUAUGCUCUUCCGCAGAGGUAAGUUAAUCGCCUCAUCCUCUUGGGUGAGUCACCUACCAUAUGUCUUCACCAGAAAUUUUUAUUCAGCAUUUCAUAUGCAUGUCGAGUUACAGAGGUUGGGUUGUAAGGGUAGCAUUUUUAUCCAGAUCAUUUCUUCUGGGAUGGGAGGAGAAGGAGUCGCUCACAAAGGACGAGGAGCCCAGAGUUCCCGCCUGUAGGUUGUUCGUAACGUUCAAGGUCGGACGGUGGUAGCCAGCCUUCGCAGAGGAGGAAGGGGACGGCUUCCCUCAGCCUUUGCGUAUUCAGGGGCCAUCGCGGACCUUGAAACAGCAACCCCAGGGCAUAGCCCCCAUUUAGAAGAUCUCAAUGUCUGCAGCAAUUCUUAGACCUCACAGCUGCUAAGGCCUGCCUUCUCAUAGCUCCUCUCGAACUCUGGGGUGCCUCCGACGGGAGGUACCGUGCACAUCACUGCAGUGCAUCUUAUCAGGAUAAUAUCUUGAAAAGCAGGCAGGCCCCCGACCGGCAGCCUGCUCUGGCCACACAGGCUUUAUGCUGACAAGCAAUGCAGGUGGCUGGGCGGCAGCGAGCAUGACCGAGGGACGCGGCUUUAACUCUGAGCCAUAUGGUGGUGUGUCCGUCUGACUUUGCUUUGCCGGCCUUCUCCGAGAACAGCAUGUAGUUUUCAGUAUCCAGGAAGAGUCCUUCCUACUGUUUCUCUCACUAAAUCUGGGACCAAUCUCUUACCCUAUGUGCAAGUGGAGCUAGGAACUCCUUUUUUUAGGAAAUUUUUUUAUAUCUCUAGAUGCAGUACUGGAGAGGCCUCAGAUCUCCUGGUCUGUACUUGCCUCACCAAAAUCACGCUGAGAACAAACAAAAAACCUCGUAUCUCUUCUCUCCCAGAGAUCAGGAAAAUACCUUCUUAGGUGAGCAAGCCAUGCGCUUACGUACUAUUCUUUUAAAUACAUGGAUGUUUAUUCUCUUGGAGCCUUCUCCCUUUUCGCUCACGCCGCUCGGAUGAAUGACUGCUCAUUGAAUUAGAUAGGCAAAGCUCUGCUGUCCCAGAAUGACAUUCAUUGAUGUCUGUAAAAGGUGCCUAGAUGCUGCGCCAGCUGAGCGAGGCGGUCAGCGUUUGUACAGCAGGGCGUGCUUUUAAAAGGGGCUAAUCACAAGGGAGAGAACAGUAGAUGAGCAGUUUGUAUCUUUGCACAGAAGAUACUUGACAUGAUAAAUGUCAGUUCUUCUAAAAUUUAAAAAAAAACAUUUCUCCGUAAAGUGAAAAAUGAAUUGAAAAAGUGCUGUUCCUCUGUUCUAUUUUACCCAACAAACUGCUCAAAGUAUAUUUAUAACUUACUUUUGUUCCUGAAUUCAAUCUAAAAAUAAGUUUUUUAAAGUAAUUUUACUUCCCCUAACAUCAGCAAUGAUAACUUCCUUAGUGUGUCAUGGUUUUUAUACUACUGUAGAAGCCUUCUCGUGUACAGAAUUUGGUUGUGCAGUUAGAAGUGCACUGUUAGCAGAAUUUCAAGCACAUCUUUUUUUGUUGUUGUUUUUGAAUACAGUAUUAUUUUUCUGAAGCCAAUAUGCCUGAGGCAUCAGAGCAUGGACUGCUGCUCACCUUGUAGACCACUCCUGCCUUUCUGGUUGGGAAAGGGGAUGGCGACUCUGUUAAGGGGCAGUCCGGAUAGUGCCAGGUUUGGGUUCUCCCUGUGAGCCAUUAUCAUCCCCCGUUUCUGUUCUGCCAUCCCGAGCCAGUGCUUUCUUCUUGGCGUUUCCACCCUUCCUUACCUCCCCUCCCGUUCCCGGCCGUCCCAUCUCUGCAGCGCUUUCCCACGCCCGAGUGGGAGGCGUUGGGUUGCCGUUCCCGAGCCAGCGAGGAGGGAGCACUUAAUGAGCUUAAAGUUUGGCAACUUCGUGCUUCUGACCAAGCAAACGAGCAAGUUCAGCAUUUGCUACCGCUGCUGGGCAUCCUGCGCUGCCCUCGCCGUGUGCUGCCAUCGUGUCAGUGGCUUGCUCCUCUGAAACAGCCUCGUCCCAGAUCUUGUGGCCGAAAAAGCUGUGUAGUGUUGGCUGUGCUGUAUCUUUUUGUCACGUGUUUGGUUACUAAAGCAACUUACUUAUCCUGUAGCUGAAGUUAUAACGUGCAUUUGGAAUGCUAACGUUUUUAUUACGUGCCGUUGGUGUAGCUUUGCUGGCACUUUGGCUGCCGGUUUCCGGAAUUUCACAGGUGGUGGAUUUCUCAUUUCUUUUGUGUUUUUUAAGCUGGAAAUAAAGCUGUGAUUUCUGAUCAAACUGUGUUGCAAACACAGCGUUUCUUGAAAUGGAAUCUUUUGGUUUUUAAACUGUUGGAGCAAGAAACUGCAAAUAGUAAUGGUCUGGGUGAGUUAUUUCAAUGAGCGGGCAUGUAGACUAAUAAGAUUUUAGAUACUAAAACAUUUACAUUCAUUUAUUCAGACAAGCAAUCCCGUUGAACAAGAGGGACUCCAUCACAUUACUUGUUACAAGUGCUACUGGCAGUAGCUACGGUGAUGCUUUUAACCAGAUAGUUCCAUUUGUAGCUUUGUUGCCUUUUUUUUUUUUUUUGAAGUACAGUAUGAAACUGUAAAUACUUCUUGCAGUACUGCCUUUUUAACUCUUAAUUACUUUUGGCACAGUGUUAAAUAGUGUUGGAUUUACCCAAUUGCUAUGACAUAUAUUUUUAUACAUAGGUGUACUCUUUUUUCGAGAAUAAUACAGCCAUUUUGUCAUUAAUGCCUUAUCAGUGUCAUACUGCUGUUGCUCUUUGUUUGCAAGGUAUCGAGUGGACUAAUUUGUAGUUCAGAUAUUUUCACUUUUCCUGGCAGUGCUCAAGUUUGGCUUCAGGUGAUUUUUGCCAGAGUCCCAUUUUUCACAGUUGUUAGCUGUGAGAAGAGGAGAAUGUGGGCUUGGUUUUGUUUCUUAUUAAUGGAGGAAAGAAAAGGUGAUGGCAUCUAAUUGUCUUUAAAAGGUCAGUCUUUUCCUACUCUAAACCAGACUGCAUUUCAUGGAACUGAUGACUGUGGGCACUGAUUACUUUGUGUAGAUCAAUGGUCUUUAAAAAAAAGAAAAAAAAAGAAAAAAAAGAAAAAUAAAACAACUCCAAAAAUGGGCUUCUGUCAUUGUUAGGCACUUGGUUACGUAUCUGUUUAAACUCUUCAUAUUGAUGUGAAAUUGUGCUGUGGAUAAAGUGUAUUUUGUACUUCUGAAUGUUCUAUAUUUAUGACUAACAAGUACAGAAUCGGUUGUGUGUAUGUAUAACUAAUAACUGCCUUUUUAAAUUUCAUUAAAAUAAAAAUGUCAUGAGCUGUUGUUAA